Capronia coronata CBS 617.96 is the source of this 2802-nucleotide messenger RNA. RefSeq lists its product as uncharacterized. Gene Ontology annotation, cellular component: nucleolus; small-subunit processome. Gene Ontology annotation, biological process: rRNA processing. Lineage: Eukaryota; Fungi; Ascomycota; Eurotiomycetes; Chaetothyriales; Herpotrichiellaceae. The coding region runs from base 1 to 2802 and encodes 933 amino acids. The record is from RefSeq and is a predicted model, not a curated record. The transcript has a single exon.
AUGCCGCGUCAGGCUCAUGGAAGGCCAGUGCAGGUCGUCAAGCCAAAGAAGCCGUCGAAGAAAAGAGCCUCCAACAACCGCAGGCUCAACGCCCUGGAAAUUGCGGAGCAGGAAAAUCCAGACGAGUUCAAGAUUCCGCAACACCGUCUCGGAACGAUCGAUGACGAUGACGAUGACCACCCACGAGGCCAUGAGGACGCUGAUGAUGAACGGUCGUCGAAGAGAAGAAAGAUCGAGGAAGAUGAUUCUGCAGAAGAGGGUUCAGACCCAGAUGGGGAACGGUGGCACGUGGGGGUGGACGACGAUGACGACGACAGCGACAUUGACAGCGAGGAGGCCUUUGGCGAAAGUGACGAAGAGCGGUUUGCAGAUUUCACGUUCCGUGGAAGCGCCGAUAUCCCCGUCGUGACGAAGAAGCAUCGAGCUUCAAAGGACCUUGAUCUGGAUGAGAGCUCCGCCGAGGGGCGUACAGAUGAUGAUGAAGAUGAACUUGACGAUGAUUUCGGGGAGGAAGGUGUUGACUUGGCUACGGCGUGGGACAUGGACGACGAGGAUGAACAGGAGGCUGCCAAGAAGAAGACAAAGAAGAAGCAGCAGAAACGUCGAAGACCAGGAGGAAGCGAUACCGACGAGGAUGAGGCUGAUGAAGGCUCGAAUCCCACCUCCGGUGAGGAGGAUAUCUCUGAAAUCGAAGAUGAUGCAGAAUCGGAAUUGUCGAUCUCCGACGAUGAGGGUGAUCAUUCGAGACUACAGAAUUUUGUCGAAGGGCUUUCCAAUAGCCGGGAGGCGAAAACGCGCAGGCGACAGGACUACAAGAGCUUGCCUGACAAGCCGUCUCAGUUCGGUCUGAACUCGACCAAAAUCUCAGCGUCCGACCUGCUUCAGUACAUCAAAGAUCCCCGUCAGCGACAAUCUCUCAAGGUCCUACAGAACAAUGAAGAGAAAGGGCACGAGGCUUACAAAGGCGGCGUACCAGGGAAACUUGCGCCUCCUUUGGCCAAGAGACAACAAGAUCGUCUUGACCGAGAGGCUGCGUACGAAGAGAGCAAAAAGGAGCUAGGUAAAUGGAUCGAAACGGUGAAGCAAAAUCGACGAGCAGAACACCUCUCUUUUCCACUUGUGGACCCUGCUGCGGCCGCCGCACCGGGCCGUAAAAAACUCGGUCCAACAACUCAGGCACAGCCGAUGACUUCUCUAGAGUCCACGAUUCAGUCCAUCAUGGUCGAAAGUGGAAUGCUGUCCAAGGAGAAUCGUUCUCUCGAUGACCAAGAGCAAGCUUACGAAGAGCUUCAGGAGAAACAAAUUCCAUUGGAAGAAGUUCAGGCAAGGAGGGCAGAACUUCGCCGAGCCCGCGAGCUAAUGUUCCGGGAGGAGAUACGAGCACGACGGAUCAAGAAGAUCAAGAGCAAGGCAUAUCGUCGCGUUCACCGUAAGGAACGUGAAAAGGCAACCCUUGAGAACAGGACUCUGCUGGAAGCACAGGGUAUGAUCGACUCGGACGAAGAACGAGAGCGGAACGAUCGUCGUCGAGCGGAAGAGCGCAUGGGGGCACGGCACAGAGAGAGCAAAUGGGCCAAAAGCAUCAAGGCUACAGGAAGGGCUGCAUGGGACGAGGGUGCCAGACACGGGGUGACCGAUCUUGCCCGGCGAGACGAAGAACUUCGCAGGCGAAUCGAGGGCAAAGUCAACGGUGAUCCCGAUGAGUCAGAGUCGGAGUCAGAGGAUUCCGAUCAAUUCUCAGGGACGGACGAUGAAAGGGAGUGGGUACAGAACAAGCUUGACAACGUUGACCGUGAUGAGCCUGACACCACCGAGACACGCCUCAACUCAAUGGCUUUCAUGAAGAAGGCAGAGGCGGCCAGGAAGGCUGCCAAUGACGAAGAAGUCAAGAGCCUCAGGCGCAGUCUGCGAGACGAACAGGGCGACUACCUGGAAGAAGGGGAAUCUGAGGAUGACGAACCCGCGGGGCGUCAAAAGUUUGGUCUGCAAGCAACAAAGGGAGAGCCGGCGCAUCAAGUACCCAUUCAGAAAAGCGAGUUCGAAGAGCGCGAGUCGGAUACUGAGCUCGACAUGGUGGAUGAGCCUGCUGGAGCCCAACGCUCAGGUGUCGACCACGCACCUCCCAAGGCGACAUUUGCCAACAAUGAACCGACACAACCACCAAGGCCGAGCACUGACACGCAGGCACAGAAUAAGAAACCUCAGUUGAAGGGUCCCAACAAGACAACCUCAGAAACGACCGCUACCACUGCCCCGGGCAAGCUGCCGAAAAGGGGCCCUAGGGUGGUCGAACAUGAGCUUCAUGAUUAUACCAGCCCGUCAGAGUCUGAAGACGAGCAAGACACCAAGUCUGCCCUUGCUCGGGCCAUCUUCGCCGGUCCCGACGAAGUUGAGAAGGACUUUGCCAAGGAGAAAAAGGAGACUGUGGAGGAAGAGGGUGACCACGUUGUUGACAACAGUCUUCCCGGUUGGGGAAGUUGGGCCGGCGAGGGUGUCAGUAAAAAGGCUCAGAAGAGGGCCAAGGGCCGCUUCUUGACCACGAUCAAAGGAGUGGCAGAAGACAAGCGACAAGAUGCCAGGUUGGAGCGCGUCAUCAUCAACGAGAAGAAGGUAAAGAAGAACAGCAAGUAUCUGGCCAGCGAGCUGCCUCAUCCCUUCGAGACACGGCAGCAGUACGAGAGGUCGCUCCGCCUUCCUCUCGGCCCGGAAUGGACCACGAAGAGCACGUUCCAGGAUGGAACCAAGCCACGCGUCCUGAUGAAACAGGGCAUCAUCCGGCCCAUGGCCCGACCGUUGGUGUAG